Molecule: messenger RNA, 306 nt
Organism: Staurois parvus
Lineage: Eukaryota; Metazoa; Chordata; Amphibia; Anura; Ranidae
Source: the annotation of a GenBank genome assembly
GGAGGAAUAGUGCCCCAUCGUUGGUGUCAGUGGGGAGGAGGAAUAGUGCCCCAUCGUUGGUGUCAGUGGGGAGGAGGAAUAGUGCCCCAUCGUUGGUGUCAGUGGGGAGGAGGAAUAGUGCCCCAUCGUUGGUGUCAGUGGGGAGGAGGAAUAGUGCCCCAUCGUUGGUGUCAGGGAGGAGGAAUAGUGCCCCAUCGUUGGUGUCAGUGGGGAGGAGGAAUAGUGCCCCAUCGUUGGUGUCAGUGGGGAGGAGGAAUAGUGCCCCAUCGUUGGUGUCAGUGGGGAGGAGGAAUAGUGCCCCAUCGU